Messenger RNA from Spinacia oleracea (spinach), 1758 nucleotides. RefSeq lists its product as uncharacterized. Gene Ontology annotation, molecular function: RNA-DNA hybrid ribonuclease activity; nucleic acid binding. The transcript is spliced from 3 exons. The coding region runs from base 1 to 1758 and encodes 585 amino acids. The record is from RefSeq and is a predicted model, not a curated record. NCBI's taxonomy places the organism in Eukaryota, Viridiplantae, Streptophyta, Magnoliopsida, Caryophyllales, Amaranthaceae.
AUGACAGGAAUCAGCCCAGACGUCAUCACCCAUAAGCUCAACGUCAACCCCAACUUCAAACCAGUAAAACAGAAACGACGGAAAUUCUCACCAGAAAGGAAUAAAAUCAUAGACGAAAAAGUUCAAAAAUUGAUAGACUCAGGGAAGAUUAGAGAAGUCAAGUAUCCGGAUUGGUUAGCAAACGUCGUCGUCGUUGGGAAGAAGAACGGCAAAUGGAGAGUGUGCAUCGACUUCACCGACAUCAACAAAGCAUGCCCCAAAGAUCCAUUCCCACUGCCACACAUAGACGCCAUGGUCGACGCCACCGCCGGUCAUGAGUUACUCACCUUCAUGGACGCCUAUUCAGGAUACAACCAGAUACUUAUGCACCCAGAAGACCAAGAAAAAACUUCUUUUGUAACAGAUAGAGGAAUUUAUUGCUAUAAAGUUAUGCCUUUUGGUCUUAAAAAUGCUGGUGCAACGUACCAACGACUGGGUAAUAAGAUGGUCAAAGAUCAGCUUGGAGACACGAUGGAGGUGUACAUCGACGACAUGCUAGUGAAAUCAAAGAAAGCGAACGACCACGUGGAACACCUGCGACAGUCGUUCGAAAUUCUAAGGAAGUACGGUAUGAAACUUAACCCAACUAAAUUUUCUUUUGGAGUGUCGGCAGGUAAAUUUCUAGGCUACAUCGUCACCCAACGAGGGAUCGAGGCCAGCCCCGACCAGAUACGAGCAAUCAUCAACAUCCAAUCACCCAGGAACAUAAAGGAGUCCAAACCUAAAGAAGGUGAAGUCCUGCAGCUAUACCUCGCCUUCAGCACGACAGCAGUCAGUGCGGUGUUAGCCCGAGAAGACAAAAAACAACAACUACCCAUCUACUACAUCAGUAAGUCUUUAUUGGAAGCAGAAACCAGGCCAGAACUAACAGGUCGAAUGGAGAAAUGGACAAUGGCACUCGGAGGAUUCGACAUCAAAUACCAACCAAGGACAGCUGUGAAGUCGCAGGCCCUUGCAGACUUUGUGGCAGACUUCAGCCCCGACUUGGAGAAGAUAGCAGACGACGAAGUCAAACUCAUCAACAACAUAGAAGAAACAUGGACACUCUUCGUCGACGGCUCGUCUAACUUUCGCGGUGCAGGUCUAGGCGUCGUGCUGAAAUCACCACAAGGGGACAUGAUAACACAGGCAAUAUGCUGCGACUUCAAAGCAACAAAUAACGAAGCAGAAUACGAGGCACUAAUCGCCGGGAUGACGUUAGCUGAGGAAUUGGGGGCAAUCGGACUCAACACCUUCAGCGACUCACAACUAAUCGUCAACCAAAUCAACGGCGACUACGAAGCCAAAGACCUAAAAAUGACCUUAUACCUCGAGAAAGCAAAAAAGUUAACUUCCAAAUUUAGACCCUUCUCCAUCAAACAAGUACCACGAAACCUAAACACACAAGCCGACGCUCUCGCUAACCUAGGGUCCGCACUCAGAAAAUCACCAUUCUCCACCAUACCACUAGUCCAUCUACUGUCGCCCGCCAUCGAAAAAGACAUACCCCAUCAUGCUAGCCUCGUCAUGACAACCACAAACACAGAUAGCUGGACCAAACCCAUCCUUGAUUACCUAACCCACGAAACCCUACCCGAUGACAAGCUCGAAGCCAGAAAAAUACUUUUCAAAGCUUCACGAUAUGUUAUUUUGCAGGACGUGUUAUUUAAACGAUCGGCAAAUGGAAUGUUGAUGCGAUGCGCGGAAAAGGCCGAGUGGGAAGGAUUACUGAAACAAUAG